AUGGCGGCGCUGCUGCGGCCCGGGCUGCGGGCGGCCGCGCUCCUCGCCAGGACCCCGCGGCGGGCGGCGGCGGCGUGGCCCGGGGACCCGGAGCCGCCGGACCCGGCGCUGGAGGAGGCGGAGAGGGGGCGGCGGCGGCGGGUGGCGGCGCGGAUGGAGCGGCUGCGGCGGGAGCUGGGCGGGGGGCGCGGAGCCCCCGAGCGCGUCCUGACCUGGCAGGCGAUGGAGCAGAUGCGGUUCCUGCGGCAGGAGCUGCCCGAAGAGUGGCCGCUGGAGCGCCUGGCCCAGGGGUUCGGCGUCAGCACCGACGUGGUGCGGCGAGUGCUGCGGAGCCGCGGCUGCCCUUCGCCGCGCCGCCGCCUGCGGCAGGACCGGCGGGCGCUGAGCGCCGUCGCGGCGGCACCGGGGCACGAGCGCGAGGUGCGCGCCCCCGACGGGACGCUGCUGUACCGACUGCCGCGGGGCUGGGGCGGGCCGGGGCCCGGCGCGCAAUAA
This is a messenger RNA of Lepidothrix coronata (blue-crowned manakin), 495 nucleotides long. It is a transcript of the gene NGRN, whose product is annotated as neugrin, neurite outgrowth associated. Gene Ontology annotation, cellular component: nucleus. The coding region runs from base 1 to 495 and encodes 164 amino acids. The record is from RefSeq and is a predicted model, not a curated record. The transcript has 3 exons. Lineage: Eukaryota; Metazoa; Chordata; Aves; Passeriformes; Pipridae.